Messenger RNA from Tigriopus californicus, 1759 nucleotides. Its product is annotated as serine/threonine-protein phosphatase 2A regulatory subunit B'' subunit gamma-like. Gene Ontology annotation, biological process: cortical cytoskeleton organization; B cell homeostasis; microtubule cytoskeleton organization. The record is from RefSeq and is a predicted model, not a curated record. Gene Ontology annotation, cellular component: spindle; centrosome. The transcript has 3 exons. Bases 71 to 1471 code for a protein of 466 amino acids. Lineage: Eukaryota; Metazoa; Arthropoda; Copepoda; Harpacticoida; Harpacticidae.
CGGGAAAUUCCUGAACUUCAAAAUCAAAACAAACCAUCAAAAAAAAACAUGAGAAGAUAGACCGUAAAUCAUGUCCGGAUUGUCCACGUUGAAGGCCAGACUCAAGGCCGGAAUUGCCCACGCUCAAUCCCUCAAUCCAGAUCCACCCGCGCGGAGUGAAGAUGAAGAGUUCCAAGAGAUCUACUGCCGCAUGAAAGGGAUAUCCUUGAAUUCUCCCGGUCCCGCCGCUCCUGCCGUACCCGUAUUCUUUCACUCCGUUCCGUCCGAAGACGACGCUCUUCGACUCAAGUUAAGAGAGGAAGCGCGCGCCGAGUUUCUGCAACGUCGCUCGAAAUCGUUGCUCGAUAAUGAGGAGCUCAAGGGUCUCUGGACACUUUUGGAUGCUAAUGCCACGCCCACUCCCAAGGAACUACCCGGUCCGGUCUCGAUGGCCACCGGGAGCGGUGUGGUAGAAUCUGAGCAAAUGAUUGGCUACGAGGCUUUUCAAAAAGUGGCCAAGUUGGCCGGUCCCAAAUGUCAGCCGUUUUUUUCUCCUGUGGUGUUUGCCAAAUUGCUCCACCAAGACCCGCAUGGCCGCAUUUCAGUCAUGGCCUUUUUUAACUAUGUCAUGCGAAAGGUGUGGCUACAUCAGACUCGGAUUGGAUUGUCAUUGUACGAUGUGACAGGACAAGGCUUCUUACGGGAGCAAGAUUUGGAAAACUACAUCGCCGAAUUGAUACCCACACUGCCGCAAUUGGACGGAUUGGAAAAGAGCUUCCACAACUUUUACACGUGUACGGCCGUGCGAAAGUUCUUUUUCUUCCUGGACCCGCUCAGAACCGGACGAAUUCGUAUCCAGGACAUCCUGGCUUGUAGCUUCUUGGACGAGCUGCUGGAGCUCCGAGACCAAGAUCUGGCCAAAGAUGUCCAAGAAUCCAAUUGGUUUUCGGCUCCCUCCUCGUUACGGGUCUACGGCAUCUAUUUGAAUCUGGAUCAGGAUCACAACGGGAUGCUCUCCCGAAGCGAGUUGCUCAAAUAUGGCACCGGCACUUUGACCCCGGUUUUUAUCGAGCGUGUUUUCCAAGAGUGUCUCACUUACGAGGGUGAGAUGGACUACAAGACCUAUUUGGACUUUGUGCUGGCCUUGGAGAAUCGAAAAGAGCCCCAAUCACUGCAGUACUUCUUUCGAAUCCUGGAUGUUCGACAUGCAGGCUUCAUCACUGCGUUUAACUUGAACUUCUUCUUUCGCGACAUCUUGCAAGAAAUGGAAAAGCACAACCAGGAACUCGUUCAGUUUGAGGAUGUCAAGGAUGAAAUCUUCGAUAUGGUUCGACCCAAGGACCCGUUCAAAAUCACACAUCAAGAUCUUGUUCAAUGCGGCAACGGGGACACGGUCAUCAGUAUUCUCAUCGAUUUGAAUGGCUUCUGGACUUACGAAAAUCGCGAAGUUCUCGUGACGGACACACCGGAUGAAUCAUCGGCCGAGGUUUGAUUUCAUCUAUUUCUGUCUUUCCGGUUCGAAAUUUUGUGGAUGGAUGUCUUUUAACUUGUCGUGUCAGUUUAAUGCGUUCAUAUCCAAUCAUAUACCAAGCCACCAACCUUAUGGGUUUCAGAGGACAUUAGGGGUCGCGGUGCCUUUAAUGAUAUGGGCAUGAGUUUGAUAUUAUAAAGAAACUCAUUCAAGACUCUAGUAUCGUUUUGACAUUUGACUCACUUUCCAGACGCCUAAAUGUUUUAAUCAUAUUUUGUUCAAAAUAUAUUUGAUCUUUCAAAAAGUCAA